GGCGGUCUUGAUACAUUACUCACUUCGCACAUCAGAAAAGGAAAAUGGCAAGUGGUUUUGGAGUACUUGGAUGGCCUUCCUCGUUUUGUGCAUUCAUCAUUGCCCACCUUGGAUGAUGCUCAAGAUGACGAGUGGAUCGGCCUUCCAUUGUGUUACAGUUCGGAAUCAGGCACAUUGAAUUGGUGGCCAACGGACGAAGAUCAUGAUUUGGUCAUACUCUGUAAGGCAAUCUCCCAAUCCUCCGCUCCCUUAAAAAUAACAAGAUUGAUCCUCUCCAGGAGUCCCAUAAGUGAUGAAGGUGUGAAGAAUUUAUCUUUAGCUCUUAGUCACAGUGAUCUAAACAGGUUGACCCUUGAUUACAGUAGUUUAUCGCAACAAGGAAUCAAGCACUUGUACAAGGCGAUAGCUUAUAGAAAUUGCAAGAAAUUAACCAGUUUAAGUGUCAGUGGCAAUCACUUUGGGGAUAAGGGAAUCACGCACAUUUGUGAAGCACUAGUUAGCAGUAACUGCGAGCUAACUAGGCUGGAUUUGCGUGUCAAUUCUCUUGGAAAUGAAGGGAUGAAACUCUUGUCUGAAGCAAUAACCUCGGGUAAUUGCAAACUAAUGUUCUUGGAUGUCAGUUACAAUAACGUCGGAAAUGAAGGAUUAAAGCACUUGUGUACAACAUUAAUCAGUAGUGCAUCCAAGUUGACUAGCCUUAACAUCAGACACUGUCGCGUUGCCGAUGAAGGAGUGAAUUAUUUGUUUAAUGCUCUGACUGAUAUCAACUGCAAACUAGGCAAUUUAGACCUUAGAGGCAAUUCAAGUAUUACUGUUGAAGGGAGGAACUACUUGUCUGAUGCGUUGACUGGCAGUGACUGGAAAAUAAAAGGUCUAAAGUUUUUCCGUUCAACUUCAAAGUGAGGUCUCUGCUUAGAACAGAGCCCAGUCCUUGUCUUGUAAGAUGUUUCACUCGCAUGAGAGAUGUUCUUAGUUUUCAUUAUAAUUAUUUAGGUACGUGAUCAUCUAAGUGUUUGGGUCACCGUUAUGACUUUGUUUAUCGAAGGGAAUAGUUUGACUGACAUUGUGGGAAUCAGAACGUGGCACGGGGAGCGAGAAAAUCUGACCCCCCUGUCCCCCCCCCCCUCACUUUAAAAGUAUCAAAAUGUACUGGAAUUUAUGUUUUUAAAAUGUCGUAUGACAUAGUUACGUUAACUAUGCAAGCAAUGGUUUUUUUUAACAAUUUUACUACAUAUUCUAGAAAAGUUGUCUCAGCGUUCCUAUUCCAACUUUUCGUAGUGAAAUUUACAUUUCUUAGUGAAGUAGUGUUAUAAAAUUACCUCGGACAACUUUGUUCAAAAAGCAACAGUUGUAAUUUUUAAUUAAGUGACUUAAGUAU
This is a messenger RNA of Stylophora pistillata, 1378 nucleotides long. RefSeq lists its product as uncharacterized. Gene Ontology annotation, molecular function: small GTPase binding; GTPase activator activity. The record is from RefSeq and is a predicted model, not a curated record. Gene Ontology annotation, biological process: nucleocytoplasmic transport; activation of GTPase activity. Lineage: Eukaryota; Metazoa; Cnidaria; Anthozoa; Scleractinia; Pocilloporidae. Gene Ontology annotation, cellular component: nucleus; cytosol; perinuclear region of cytoplasm.